This is a messenger RNA of Perca fluviatilis (European perch), 2649 nucleotides long. RefSeq lists its product as uncharacterized. The record is from RefSeq and is a predicted model, not a curated record. NCBI's taxonomy places the organism in Eukaryota, Metazoa, Chordata, Actinopteri, Perciformes, Percidae. Gene Ontology annotation, biological process: positive regulation of ERK1 and ERK2 cascade; interleukin-15-mediated signaling pathway; T cell activation. Gene Ontology annotation, molecular function: MHC class II protein binding; protein tyrosine kinase binding. The transcript is spliced from 9 exons. Bases 587 to 1741 code for a protein of 384 amino acids. Gene Ontology annotation, cellular component: external side of plasma membrane; membrane raft.
AACGGCAUAGAAAUUCAACAAGAAGUGCCGUCACCCAACAUCGCUUAGAACACCUUUAUGUAACUUUUCAUUUAGGGUUGAUUUAAAUAUGUUUGCCAAAAGUCAAAUAUAUUUUUCUAGAUUUUGUAGACUAAAGUUGAAUAAGCAGAGAGUUUUAAUUGAGUCAGUAACUGUCUUCUCUUUACUGUUACUGAUGAUACAAUGCAGUCUGUUAAUAAAUGUUUUAAAACUGCAUUCAUUGUAUGUUUUUGGUACCGAAAAUAAGUUUCUACAUAGACUUUCUGGCACAGACAUAGUAUAAAUAUGAACCCUUUUUGUAAAAUAGAGAAUGUUCUGUCAGAUAGGAACUAAAAAUUCUCGGUUCUUGGGCCUCUUCUAAAGGUUCAGAAAGUCAAGGAACUCAAAAGCUGAAAGAGAGAUGGUGAUAUGCUCCUCCUACAAACAUUAAGGAACUUGCAAAAGAGAGACUUUGAGGAAGUAACACAUCUCUCAUCACAGGAAGUAGAUUCUUUAUUUUUAACAUGCAUCAGUUCAGAGUCUCUGACAGUUGACAGCUGAGAAAGGGACAGAAAGGGAGAGAAGCACGAUGGCUGAAUUCAAAUGGAUUAAAAUGUCUUUAUUUGGGAUACUGCUUCAGUUUACAGCGGUUACUGGACAACACCUCUCCACUGUCAGAGAUGGCGAUGAUGUCACUUUGACUUGUGAAAAUGUGGUAGAUGGUCAGGUUAACUGUGACAGGACUAACUGGGUCUUCAGAGGUUCAAGAAGUGAGGAUGUAGAUCUGGUUACUCGUGGGAAGAUUGUUGAAAGAGACAAAGCUAAAUCAGACAGACUGAGUGUUAGAGAGACAUGCUCUCUGGUUAUAAAGAAGGUCACAGUUCAGGAUGUUGGUCUUUACCACUGUCAACAGCUCAAACCAGGACAAGAAGUUGCAGACACUCAGAUUGAACUAUCUGUUAUUAACAUGGAGGAAUAUGAAGAUGGUGGGCGGGUGGAGCUGUCCUGCUCUGUGUCGACACGUGAAGUGUGUAGACACACAGUGAAGUGGCUGUAUGAGGGGAAAGAUGCAGAUGGAGAUAUAAGAUCCACGGAUAUGCAGACUUCACAGUCUAAGUGCUCAGUUACUGGGACUUUUUUUAUUUCUAAUCUCAAGCAGAAGUAUCAAGAGUUGUUCAAGUGUGAACUGACAGAUGGUUACACUGGAAAAGUGCAGCUGUUUCCCUUCAUCCCUCAGUCCUCAGGUAAGAAACCAGGGGAGGAUGAAACAACAUCAACCACGAUGAGAACAAUUGAAAACGGCAGAAAAUCCAGAAUCACCUCAACAACGCCUGCUGUCAGUGUUACUUCAACUUCACCACAAGAUUGGCGGCCGUACCUCAUUGCGGUCAUAGGUUUAGUGGCUCUCGUAAUCAUCACUGUGGCUGUCAUCAGACGGAAGAUGACUAAAGGGGAGAAACGACGGAUGGAUGACAACACGGGACAGAGCUUAAACUCGGCGGUGACUCAGCCCGGUCCAGAAACCAGUCAGGACACGGCUGAUCCUGAAGAUGGUGUUUCCUACGCCUCCAUCAGCUACACCAAGAAGACCAACAGCAGAGCCCAGGUACGGGUUAGAAAUGAUGAUGAGGAUGAUGAAGGUGAUUCAGUGACCUACAGCUCUGUGAAAGCUUCCUCCUCUCCUGCCGGAGCCUCUGCUGAUCCCAGCACCCUCUACGCCGCCGUUAACGAAGCAAACAAAUAAGAGACCACAGCACCCGAGACAUUUUAAAGCUUUGGAUAUUCAUGAUGGAAGCUCUGACUGUUGACCACGAUUAGAACUAAACUCUGAUCGUUCUAACUGCUGAACAUGAUUCUGUUGUCCUCUAUUCUCUGUUGUGUUGUUGUUGUUUUUAAAUCGUGCUUUGUAUUUUCUGUGAAAAUAUUUUGUUAACAGAAGGUAAUGCUUACACCAGCUCACUUUAGCAAAUAAACAUUGAGCCAAACAGCUAAAUCUCUCACAAAAAUUACGCAGAUGCCCCAAAUUCCAUCCAGUUAAACACAACUAAAAGAGGGAAUAAUUGAUGUAAAGUCAAUUGUCACAGUUCGGCCCAGAAUCCCCUCUUCUUAGCCUGUGACCUGUCAUGCCUCUGCUGUUCUUGGACUCCGAUCCGGGUUUUCCCUCUAUCCUCCCGGUUGACUACAAGGGAGUUGCCAAUCAUCAGCGCGUGCACUGCCACACCUGUUGCCACUCUCCUCGUCAGCCAUAGUUGUUUUAAGCAGUGCCAGGAGGAACACUCUUUGCCAGAUUGUUAUGUCUUUCAGUGUGAAUUCUAGUGUUUGGGCUUGUUCUAUUGGCGUUACCGUUUUUUUUUUUUACCUAAGUAGUUUAUUGGACUUUCCUUCCUUUUUCCCUGCCUACCUGUGUACUGAACUCUGCCUGUUUUUGCCACCUUGGUUAUCUGACUAAACCCUGCCUGUAGUACUGCCUGUGUUUUGGCCUGCCAAACUGUGUACCAAACUCUGCCUGUUUUUGCCAAUUUGGAUAUUUGACUGAGCCCUGCCUGAUACCUCUGCCGUGUUUUUUGACCUUUUUGAGUUCACGCUGCCUACCAAGUUGCUCUGCCUUGCUGCCUAUUCCUGUGUGUUCUUAAUUAAAACCUACAUAAUCUA